GGAUGGGGAGCUUGCGGGCAGCGGUAGGCGUGCGCUCGCGACGAGACGGUUGUCCGUUGUAGGGCUCGGAGGAUUUUCCGGUAAGCUGUGGAUUGCUCACGUCGGAUUAAGCCUUGGAGAUCUCCGGAGCUGCAGGAAGAACUAUUGCGACCGGGUAGUGUGGGGUUUGGAGAGGUGGUGUACUUAAACUUGGUCAGAGCCAGAAAUAUGGUGUUCAGUCGUCCAUGGCCUCAAGUACCCGACAGAGCCCUCGCUAUACCUGCCGCCCUAUCGUCAAACCUCCUGUAUCGACGACUCCUUUUAAUCACCAUCCAUGUCCCCGUCCGCAAUCAUGCCGCAAUCAGGCCAGACAGCGCCCUCGAAUGGCCAGACAGACGCGACCCAGGUUGAGCAGAGCGUCCCGAAUGCCGUGUACCUGUCGACAGAGCCAAAGGAGGAUUUUGACUGGAAGAUAACGCUCAAGGGCAAGGUUGUUGCCAUUACGGGGGCGAAUCGAGGCAUAGGGGUUGGGCUUGCGACGGUGUGCCUCGCCAACGACGCUGCAGAGAUCUACUCGCUGGAUCUGUUUGAGCCGGGCGACGAGUUUGAGGCGCUGCAACAAGCGCAUCCCAAGCGCCUUCACUACCUUGACUGCGAUGUCACGUCGGAGGAAAGCGUCACCAAGGCCGUCGACGAGAUUGUCGCGCAAUCGGGCCGCAUCGAUGGCAUGAUUGCCAACGCAGGAAUGACCAAGCACCAGGCUGCGCUCGACUUUGACCGCCCUCAGCUGGAGCAGCUGUUCAACCUCAAUGUGUUUGGCGCUUACUUUUGCGCGACGGCGGCGGCCAAGAAGUUUAUUGAGUUGGGCAUCAAGGGGUCCAUUGUCUUCACGGCGUCCAUGACCUCGUACCGGCCAAACCGAGCAGCUCCCUCAGCGCCGUAUGGAGGGACCAAGGGAGCAGUGCGCAACAUGGCACACACGCUGGCCAUGGAGUGGGCCAAGCACGGCAUCCGCGUCAACUCCAUCUCGCCGGGCUUUGUGCGCACGCAGAUGACAUACUAUGUGGAAAAGGCAGCCGACUGGAACCUGAAGAUGCAGUACUAUGGCGGCAUGCCUAGGCUGGCCGAUCCUCGCGAACUUGGCGGAGCCUACGUGUACCUGCUGUCUGAUGGCGCCAGCUAUACCACUGGAAUCGACAUCCCGGUGGCGGGCAUUGUUGGGGCGUGGUAG
This is a messenger RNA of Exserohilum turcica Et28A, 1210 nucleotides long. RefSeq lists its product as uncharacterized. The record is from RefSeq and is a predicted model, not a curated record. Gene Ontology annotation, molecular function: oxidoreductase activity, acting on NAD(P)H, oxygen as acceptor. The transcript has 2 exons. Gene Ontology annotation, cellular component: intracellular anatomical structure. NCBI's taxonomy places the organism in Eukaryota, Fungi, Ascomycota, Dothideomycetes, Pleosporales, Pleosporaceae. Bases 314 to 1210 code for a protein of 298 amino acids.